AUGACUUUACUACCCAUCAAUCGCCGCUUGCUGCUUGGCAUGGAGAUCAAAAGGAAAGGGAAGAGAUCACUGUGCUUAUUGGUAUCCCAGGACGACGAAUAUGGCCGGCGGAAGCGGGAACGCGACGAAGUGUUCAAACGUCUGGUCUCUGCACCGGGGAUGACCGUCACUGAUGAUCUCUCUAUGGCAACUCCUACCACUAAAGGAUAA
Messenger RNA from Penicillium vulpinum, 210 nucleotides. RefSeq lists its product as uncharacterized. Bases 1 to 210 code for a protein of 69 amino acids. The transcript has 3 exons. Lineage: Eukaryota; Fungi; Ascomycota; Eurotiomycetes; Eurotiales; Aspergillaceae. The record is from RefSeq and is a predicted model, not a curated record.